GCUAGCCAGCAUAUGCAAAACCCAACUGUCCAUCAUUGGAACAUGGUGAACCGGAUCCUCAAAUACAUCAAAGGUGCGCCCGGACAAGGCAUCUGGAUGGGACGCAAUGAGAACACGGAACUGGUAGGAUAUUGUGACGCUGAUUACGCCGGCGACCGCGAAGACCGUCGAUCAACAACCGGAUAUUGCACAUUCCUAGGAGGCAAUCUUGUCACAUGGAAAAGCAAGAAACAAAAGGUGGUAUCACUUUCAAGUGCUGAAGCAGAGUAUAGGGCCAUGAGGAAACUGACUACCGAACUGAUGUGGCUUAAGACUCUACUGAAGGAUCUUUGA
Camelina sativa (false flax) is the source of this 333-nucleotide messenger RNA. The record is from RefSeq and is a predicted model, not a curated record. NCBI's taxonomy places the organism in Eukaryota, Viridiplantae, Streptophyta, Magnoliopsida, Brassicales, Brassicaceae.